GGACCUGGACUCGGUUAAGGGCCGGGACAUCGGGUUCGAGGCCAAGAAGUGAUGACGCACGGGGAGGUCUGAGAGGCCAUUCUGGCGGCUUAAAUCCCCCGGGCCAUCCGCCUGCUCCGGGGCCCUUUCUGGCAUCGCGGCAGUUUUCCCUGGACUGUGGUGUAUCUCAGGACUCCGUGUGCUUCGCCGGAAGUCAGAAGUAAGGAAAUGAGUCCAUUCAAGAACUCAGUGACUUUUAAAGACGUGGCUGUGAUAUUCACCGAGGAAGAACUGGGACUCCUAGAUCCCCUGCAGAAGAAGCUGUACCGAGAUGUGAUGGUGGAGAACUUCAGAAACCUGGUGUCACUAGGAGGCAAAAGCCCGAAGGGGAUGGAGAGUGCUCCACAAGCCGAGCACCAGCAGGAGCUUUCUUGCUGGGAAAUCUGGCAACAAAUCUCAAGUGACUUAGCCAGGUGCCAAGACUCCCCAAUAAAAAGUUCCGCGUUCCAGGAGGAGAAUGUGGCGUGCCAGGUUGGGACGGGGUUAUCAGUUUCUCACUCAUCAGAGAAACCUUAUCAGAUCCAUGAAUGUACAAAAAGCUCCACUGAUGUCUCCAGCUGUGAUCUUCGCCAGCAAAUGCACUCUGGGGAGAAGUCUCACGCAUGCAGUGAGUGUGGGAAAAGCUUCCGUUAUAGAGCAGGUCUUCACAACCACCAGAGAAUUCACAUGGGAGGGAACUGCUUUAUGUGUGUUGAAUGCGGUAAGGGCUUUAGUCAGAGCUCACAUCUGCAAACUCACCAGAAAGUCCACGCUGCUGAGAAACCACACAAAUGUGAAAAAUGUGGGAAAGUCUUCAAUCGUAAAUCAGCACUUACCGUACACUACAAAAUCCACACAGGAGAGAAACCGUACAGUUGCAAGGAAUGUGGGAGGGCUUUCAUUCAUUCUUCCUAUCUUCAGGAGCAUCAGAGAAUCCACACUGGAGAGAAACCAUUCAAAUGUGGGACAUGUGGUAAAAACUUCCGUCGUAGAUCUGCCCUUAAUAAUCAUUGCCGGGUCCACACAGGAGAAAAACCAUACAAAUGUGAGGAGUGUGGAAAAGGAUUCACUUGUAGCUCAAACCUUUAUAUUCAUCAGAGAGUUCACACAGGAGAGAAGCCUUAUAAAUGUGAGCAGUGUGGUAAGAGCUUCAUUCAGCCUUCACAGUUUCAGGCUCAUCAGGGAAUCCACACUGGAGAGAAAGCAUACAUCUGUAAAGUGUGUGGGAAGGGCUUCAUUUACAGUUCAAGUUUUCAAGCCCAUCAGAGAAUCCACACUGGAGAGAAGCCAUAUAAAUGUGAGGAAUGCGGGAAGAGCUUUAGGAUGAAAAUUCAUUAUAAAGUUCACCUGGUGGUCCACUCGGGAGAAAAACCCUAUCAAUGUGAUGUAUGUGGGAAGUGCUUCCGUCAGAGUUCAUAUCUUAAAAUCCAUCACAGAGCUCAUUAUGUAGAGAAACCUUACAAGUGUGAGGUGUGUGGGCAAGGCUUCAAUCAGAGUUCUCGCCUUCAAGUCCAUCAGCUGAUACAUACUGGUGAGAAACCAUACAAAUGCGAAGAGUGUGGGAAAGGCUUCAGUCGCCGAGCAGAUCUUAAAAUUCAUUGUAGGAUCCACACGGGAGAGAAACCGUAUCACUGUGAGGAGUGUGGGAAGGGCUUCAGUCAGGCCUCACACCUCCUAACUCACCAGAGGACCCACAGUGGAGAAAAACCCUUCAGAUGUCAAGAAUGCGGGAAGAACUUCAGUCGAAGUUCACACCUCGAAGCCCAUCAAAAAGUGCAUAAGGGAGAAAAGCCAUACAAGUGUGAAGUGUGUGGGAAGGGCUUCAAGUGGAACUUGAAUCUUGACAUGCACCAGAGGGUCCACACAGGAGAGAAACCAUACAAGUGUGAGGAGUGUGCUAAGUACUUCAGUCAGGCCUCGAGCCUUCAGCUUCAUCAGAUUGUUCACACGGGAGAGAAACCGUACAAAUGUGAGACAUGCAAUAAAGUCUUCAGUCGGUCCUCCCAACUUCAGUAUCAUCAGCGAGUUCACACGGGCGAGAAGCCGUACAGAUGUGAGGUGUGUGGUAAAAACUUCAGUUGGAGAUCCAAUCUUGUAAAUCAUCACAAAACCCAUGCUAGUAGUAAAAUUUCUGAAAGAGGUUACCUUGAUAAGGAUAAUAUCAGAGACUCCUCACAGGAAAGUAGUUCUAUGAAAUGAUCUAUUUUUAAAAAUAAUUUUCAUUUACAACCUGAAGUGUCAUCAUCAUGCCCCAGGAGAGAAUGUAUUUGCUUUGCUUCUGUGUUUCAAUCACAGGACCACAUGCCCAGUAAUCUAAACAACACACCAGAGAACCCUAGUAAGUGGUGCAUUAAGGGCUUCAGUCAGAAUCUUGGCAUUCGCCACAUAUCACAUAAUCGAUAAGCCUGGGAAAGAAUAAAUGUGAUCUGGCCUUUAACAAAUGAUGGGCAUGUCUGGCUUGAUAUUCACUGGAAAGUGUGUCCCCUGCGGGCCGAAACUCAACUACAGAAUGAUUCAACUUGUAGCAUUGGCUAGCACGUUGUGAGGCUGCUCAAUACUCGUUUGUAAAGUGGAUCGAGAGAAAUAGGGUACUUGAACAUUUUUAUCCAGAAGUCAAAACUUAGAAAAAUGAAUAUUCAAAGAAAUAUUAAGAAUGUAAAUCAGAACUGCAGUCUGCCAUUUUAAUAGGCCAGUCAGUAACCUAUUGCAAUUGACUCCUGCCCACCCAACAGCCUCUUUUCCCAACUUGGCUUUCAUUAUUGUUAAGGGCUCUGUCUACUGUUCUGUAUUUGUAUACAGUAAGUAUCACAUUCUCUUAUCAUUUCUUGGUUGUUUUUUUUAAUCCCUGACAGUACAGGUUGAAAAUGUUUAUUAACUUGGCAACUAAUUACUGCAUAUUAAGUAUAUGAGUAGGUUAUCAGUCGUCUUAAGGCAGGGAUUUGCCAUAACCCUUGGAAAAGAUCAAAAAUAGUUACCAAUAAAAUAGUUUAAUCAACUUUGAGUUGAUCAUUAUUAUCUGUAGUUUUUCUGCAUUUCAAUCCAGCCUUUGAUGUGGUGGCUGUAUUAUACUGGGUUCUCUAGAGACACAAAACCAGGACACUUAGAAAUGUAUGUGAGUAGAGAAGUUUAUAUUGUGAAAGGGAAUUAUAACAGGAAAGCAGCCCACACAACGGCAGAUAGCCUGGCUCAGAUUUGUGGGUCAGUUAACAUGCUGAAGAUCUUUCCAACUCACAGGGCUUCCAAGCCCAGGGACCAAAGAAGCAGGUGGUUGGAGGUUGGGGGACGUGUGGUGAAACAUAGAGGCUGCUAGUGCCGCUUAGCUAAGCAGGCCACAUUAGGACCCUGUGGUGUGGCAGUACAAGGCAGCUGGUCCGAGUGGAGCAACCAGAUGAGUGUUUCAGGUUGCGCACUGGUCCCAGCGAAAAGGAGUGGCCAGGCCUCCACAGCAUCUUAUAUCUAGGCCACACCUCCGUGCAACUCACUAGGCUGCAACCAGCUUGAUGGGCUAGACUCCACCCAUCUCUUCUUCCAGAUGCCAUGCUGACCCCAAAAUCCUAAUCACAGUUGCCUUCUAAUUACUGUGCAAUGAAUAUUUUUAAACUGAAAUGUUCUCAGGUAGGGACUGUCUCUUAUUUGAAGGACAUCAAAUUUCCUACACCCAAAACAAAUCCCCCCAAAUGAAAAAUUUGAUAAGUGUAUCAAAAGGAUUGCUGGGAUGAAACGGAUGUUUUUCUCUGCAGAAUGCAUGGUUUGGGGGAAAGGGUUUUGGGGUUUUUUAAAUCAUUUUAUUGGAGGCUUGUACAACUCUUAUCACCAUCCAUCCAUUGUGUCAAGCACAUUUGUACAUUUGUUGCCAUCAUCAUUCUCAGAACAUUUGCUUUCUACUUGAGCCCUUGUAUCAACUCAUUUGUUUCCCGCCUGCCCCCAUGAACCUCUAAUAAUUUGUAAAUUAUUAUUUUGUUAUGUCUUACAAAAGGGUUUGUUAUAAGAUGUAUAGGAUGCUUUUUAAAAUUUGAGAAUUGUGAUUAUGAGAUUAAAAUACACCCCUCCCCCCCAAAAAAGACUACCAAUAUCAGUGUCACUGAAGUUUUUUGAAUGGAAGUAACAAGUGUUCACUUAGAGGAAUUUUAGUUUCUAUAUUUGUAAUAGCAAGAAGGCAUUAAAAAGAUGGUAUCGAGAGAAAUACAGCAUCAGACUGCAUCUGACUUUUGGGGAAAUGGGUUUUAUACUCAUAAAUAUGUGUAUACGUAUGUACCCAUGCUUAAGCGUAUGUGUCAGAGGGUCGUGACAAUUCGUGACUUUCUCUGGUUCUAAGAAAAUGUUUUAGCAUUUAAAAUUUUUUUCAGUUAGUAUUAACAUUACCCAAUCAAUAAAGCAUGUAUAAUAGUA
Messenger RNA from Echinops telfairi (small Madagascar hedgehog), 4407 nucleotides. RefSeq names its product zinc finger protein 234-like. Gene Ontology annotation, molecular function: RNA polymerase II cis-regulatory region sequence-specific DNA binding; DNA-binding transcription factor activity, RNA polymerase II-specific. The transcript is spliced from 4 exons. Gene Ontology annotation, biological process: regulation of transcription by RNA polymerase II; central nervous system development. The coding region runs from base 208 to 2217 and encodes 669 amino acids. Gene Ontology annotation, cellular component: nucleus. NCBI's taxonomy places the organism in Eukaryota, Metazoa, Chordata, Mammalia, Afrosoricida, Tenrecidae. The record is from RefSeq and is a predicted model, not a curated record.